Messenger RNA from Schistosoma guineensis, 786 nucleotides. The record is from the annotation of a GenBank genome assembly. NCBI's taxonomy places the organism in Eukaryota, Metazoa, Platyhelminthes, Trematoda, Strigeidida, Schistosomatidae.
AUAUUUUGAACAUUAUCGAUACUUGCAAGGUCAACUAUGCCAAAGUACUAUUGUGACUACUGUGAUACCUACCUAACUCAUGAUUCUCCAUCCGUGAGAAAAACGCAUUGUGGUGGUAGAAAUCACAAGGAUAAUGUAAAGGAAUAUUAUCAAAAAUGGCUGGAAGAACAGGUCCAAAGAUUAGUAGAUCACACAUCUGAAGCAUACAAGCAGGGUAAAAUGCCUCCACCACUGUUUGGCGCUGCAGCGGGAAUACCACCUCCUGGGCUUGGUUAUCCCCCUCGUUAUCCUCCUAUGAUUGGUGUUCCAACUGGCUUCAGACCACCCCACCCACUAGUUCCUCCACAGGGCAUGAUGAUUCCACCCAGACCACAGAUUCCAUGGCCUCAGCCAGGAGUUGCAGUCCCUCCGACAUACACUGUACCACCACAGUGACAUGAUAAAACAACGAUCGUUUUCAAUAUGUCACUAUGUACAACCAUUAUGUAAUCGCUUAAAAUUCGAUUGUUUAUUGAAAACUGUAUUUUUCUAACCAGAUUUUUUAAUGUAGAUUUUUCACCAUAUGAUACUAGAAGUACCGGGUUCUCUGUGAUUCGCAUUCGUCAAGGAAUCCUUUCUGUAUCCAUUCUAAAAAAAUUCGAUUUUCUGGGAAAAGAUGCAUCAUGUUACUGCGACUCAUCUGUUUAACAUUCAAGAGAGGGAACUUCCGUUAUUAUUUUAAAUUUAGACUUUUUUGCCCAUGUUAACAUGAAUUUUUAAAUCUUUUCAUAUUUGUCUUAAGUUGUA